AUGUCGAAAAAAUCCUCAAAUGUGGAACAGAAACAAAAAGAGGCAAAGGAGGCUAGUGAAAGGCUAAUCCAAAUGGAAAACGAACAGCGAGUAAAGGAGCUAGAGAUCCAUAAGCUGACCGCUGAGCUGCAGCUGACAAAACAGCGAACCGAUGAUGCAAGGAAAGUUGCUGCUCUCAACAAAUCCCGGGCUGAAGAAGCCGAACGAAGAUCGCAA
Paramuricea clavata is the source of this 216-nucleotide messenger RNA. Lineage: Eukaryota; Metazoa; Cnidaria; Anthozoa; Malacalcyonacea; Plexauridae. The record is from the annotation of a GenBank genome assembly.